Molecule: messenger RNA, 880 nt
Organism: Lasiosphaeria miniovina
Lineage: Eukaryota; Fungi; Ascomycota; Sordariomycetes; Sordariales; Lasiosphaeriaceae
Product: nedd8-specific protease-like protein
Exons: 6
Coding region: 111-863 (250 amino acids)
Biological process (GO): proteolysis; protein deneddylation
Molecular function (GO): deNEDDylase activity; cysteine-type peptidase activity
Source: RefSeq, a predicted model, not a curated record
GCAAGGCAAGGGCCGACGAAUCCGACACACCUCGUCAGCGACCUCGUACAAAUACCUCCGCCGCCCCCCGCCACCGCGACAACCGCUCCUGAAGUGAAGCCGACGAGAGAAUGCCUUUCCGACAGAGAGUCGCAAGACACUUUGGAGACAGUUUGUCUCCCACGGCACCAUACCUGUCAUACUAUGACAUCCUUUUGACGGGCGACGACAUCAGAUCCCUCAAGCAAGAUUGGCUUACUGACAAUAACAUCGCAUUUUGGGAAGAAUGGCUAGAGCGAGAGAUCUUGCCCAGGUACCCGCAGGCUCGGAUUGUCCUCCUGCGUCCCAGUAUGACAUUUCUGCUCAUGCAGUCUGUCGAUGUCAAGGGCAUUGGAGCCGCUCUGCCCAACUUCUCCAAAGUCACACACAUCUUCCUCCCCGUUAAUGACAACCGGGAUCGAGAGCGUGCCGACGGCGGAUCCCACUGGUCGUUACUCCUUGUGUCUGUCAUCGAUGGUGUGGCGUUCCACUACGACUCCCUCGGCGGGGCGAACUUUCUCGAGGCACAAAGGUGCGCGGACCGACUUAGUAGGGUCCUCGGCAUGGCGCUCCGGUUUCACCAGAUGGAGGACUGCCCCCAGCAAGAGAACAGCAGCGACUGCGGCGUGUUUGUGUGCAUCCUAAUGCGCCACCUCCUGAUCAAGCGCCUUCUCAACGCCAACGCCAACGAGAAAGUGUCCAUGUCGAUGGCGAACAAGAUGAUCGACAGCUACGGCGGCCGGAAAGAGAUGAUGAAGAUCAUCGAGUCUCUGCGUAAGGAGGGAGAACGACGACGCAGUGCUAGUCCCUAUGCCUCGUCGCACACCCCGCCCCGCAUCGAGUAGGCAACGGCGCAACCACC